Messenger RNA from Terrapene triunguis (Three-toed box turtle), 1656 nucleotides. RefSeq names its product B2 bradykinin receptor. Gene Ontology annotation, cellular component: membrane. Gene Ontology annotation, molecular function: bradykinin receptor activity. The coding region runs from base 89 to 1222 and encodes 377 amino acids. The record is from RefSeq and is a predicted model, not a curated record. Gene Ontology annotation, biological process: neutrophil chemotaxis; smooth muscle contraction; vasoconstriction. Lineage: Eukaryota; Metazoa; Chordata; Testudines; Emydidae. The transcript is spliced from 2 exons.
AUAGAACAGCCAGAAAUCCUGUCCACAGAAAUCUCUCUCUUUACCAACGUUUACCUCCUUUGAGGUGUAUUUGGCGUGAAGCAGAGAAAUGGAUUCCAUCACAGCAGAAAAUAUUUCCAGUGGUAUGACUACCUGGAAGCUUGGAAUCAAUCAGUCUUUUUCACACAACACAUCAGAAAACAACAGCAACUCUACCUGCAUUAUUUUGGAUGCCUGGGAUUGGUUAUAUACAUUUCAGCCUAUGUUCCUCUGGGUCAUUUUUGUCCUGGGAGUGAUAGAGAACGGCUUUGUCCUCAGCGUUUUGUGUUUCCACAAGAGUCGCUGCACGGUGGCUGAAAUUUACCUGGCAAACCUGGCAGUUGCCGACUUGAUGUUAGUUUGCGGUUUACCUUUCUGGGCCAUUAAUAUCGCUAAUCAGUUUAAGUGGCCUUUUGGCACUUUCCUUUGCAAGGUUGUCAAUGCAAUCGUUUACAUGAACUUAUAUUCUAGCAUUUAUUUUUUGAUGAUGGUGAGCAUCGAUCGCUACCUGGCCCUGGUGAAAACCAUGUCUCUUGGACGUAUGCGACGAAGUACAUGUGCCAAAUGGAACUGCCUUAUCAUCUGGGUGUCUGCAUUGCUCGUAUGUUCUCCUGUUCUAGUGUUCAGGUCUAUCAGUUAUGUGGAAGAAGUCAAGGGCAGAGCCUGCAUUCUUCAGUAUCCAUCCACACACUGGACAAUUGCAACACACAUUUUGCUGAAUACUGUGGGCUUUUUGAUCCCACUCUGUGUAAUUACCUAUUGUACUAUUCAAAUAAUCAAAGCCUUACGAGACAACAAAAUACAAAGACUCACAGAAAUCCAGACUGAGAAGAGAGCCACCAUCUUGGUCCUUGCUGUCCUUUUGCUGUUUAUCAUUUGCUGGCUUCCUUUCCAGAUCACCACAUUCAUUGACAUACUAAUUCAGGCAGGCAUCAUUUCUGACUGCAUUACUAAAGAUGUCAGUGAACUGGUGACCCAGGUAGCUACAUACUGUGCUUAUAGCAACAGCUGCCUUAACCCAGUAUUGUAUGUCAUUGUAGGCAAGCAUUUCAGAAAGAAAUCCAGGGAACUCUACAAAUGCUGCCUGCCUAGGAUAUGCAACAAAUCAGAGUCCAUCCAGAUGGAGAAUUCUUUGGAUACUCUGAGAACGUCCAUUUCCAUUGAAUGCCCAAAGAAAAAGUCUGCUUCUUCAUUAGCACGAUAGCACUGUUUUGCUUAUUGCAAAGUUACAAGAAAACCUUUCAACAUAUCAGUGCGUAAACUGUCCUUAAUAUCCAUUGAUUAUGGCACCCCAUUGUGUGCACUGGCUGCAUUCAUUAUGCAUGAAAACUUGGGGAGCCGAUCUCAAUACAAAACUCCAUGAUAGGCACCUACUUAUACCAGCUAAUGGACAACAUUUUUUAUGACUGAAUCACAUUUCAUGAUAUAUUUAUAUAUUCAUGGCUGAAGUAUAUUUGACACACUAUCAUUUUAAAUAUUUAUAUUGCUAAUGAAGAUAAGUGUCUGAUAUCAGAAUAUAGUUCUCUAAGUAAAGCCAUCUUAUAACAGCUAUUGUCAGUAUUAUGAAGCUAACCACAGUACCCAUACAUUUGAAAGAAUACAUUUUUAAUAUAAGGAACAUUUUUGAAUGAGACUAUA